Lepus europaeus (European hare) is the source of this 4272-nucleotide messenger RNA. It is a transcript of the gene MOB1A, whose product is annotated as MOB kinase activator 1A. Gene Ontology annotation, cellular component: nucleus; cytoplasm. Gene Ontology annotation, molecular function: protein kinase activator activity. The transcript has 6 exons. The coding region runs from base 186 to 836 and encodes 216 amino acids. The record is from RefSeq and is a predicted model, not a curated record. Gene Ontology annotation, biological process: positive regulation of protein phosphorylation; hippo signaling. Lineage: Eukaryota; Metazoa; Chordata; Mammalia; Lagomorpha; Leporidae.
CAGGCGAGGCAGGCGCCGCGGUUUCAAGGGAUUGCAGCGGCUCGAAGCGGCUCGGAGCCACCGCGGCCCUGCUUCCGCUGUCCGCGAGCUGAGCACCGUCCGCUCCCUCGCGCUGCCGGAGCCGGCUCCGAGGACUGACCGGGGCGGGGGCCAGCGGCCCCUCCCCUCCCCUCCGGCGACCGAAGAUGAGCUUCCUCUUCAGCAGCCGUUCUUCGAAGACAUUCAAACCAAAGAAGAAUAUCCCAGAAGGGUCUCAUCAGUAUGAACUCUUGAAACACGCAGAAGCAACUCUAGGAAGUGGGAAUCUGAGACAAGCUGUUAUGUUGCCAGAGGGAGAGGACCUCAAUGAAUGGAUUGCUGUUAACACUGUGGAUUUUUUCAACCAGAUCAACAUGUUAUAUGGAACUAUUACAGAAUUCUGCACUGAAGCAAGCUGUCCAGUCAUGUCUGCUGGGCCAAGAUAUGAAUAUCACUGGGCAGAUGGUACUAAUAUUAAAAAGCCAAUCAAAUGUUCUGCACCAAAGUACAUUGACUAUUUGAUGACUUGGGUUCAGGAUCAGCUUGAUGAUGAAACUCUCUUUCCUUCUAAGAUUGGUGUCCCGUUUCCCAAAAACUUCAUGUCUGUGGCAAAGACCAUUCUAAAGCGCCUGUUCAGGGUCUACGCCCAUAUUUACCACCAGCACUUUGAUUCUGUAAUGCAGCUGCAAGAGGAGGCCCACCUCAACACCUCCUUUAAGCACUUUAUUUUCUUUGUUCAGGAGUUUAACCUGAUUGAUAGACGUGAGUUGGCACCUCUUCAGGAAUUAAUUGAGAAGCUUGGAUCAAAAGACAGAUAAAUGGUUCUUUUAGACCACAUUUACCUUCCUGCUUCCUCUACUGCUAGAGCUGUCUGAGUGCUAUCUGUUAUAGACUAGUGAUACAAACUUUAAGAGAACAGAAUAAAAAGACACCCAUUGUCUGUGUGUCUACAGAUAAAAUUGUCCCAAAGGUAGGUUUGCCUGAUAGCUUCAAAGUGAUACCCACAGGACACAGCCAAACCUGAGUUACUGUGUGAUGACCAUUCCUGUUACUGUCAGAGACAUACAUGUGACUAAUCUGUAGCGCAUUUAGUUUACUUAUUAUUUUAUUCAGGAAAAUGAUUGAGUCUAUUUCAGGUGGUAGCAUAGUGUAUUCCACAGUAAUUUAUUAGUAAGUUUCCAGAACAAAUUUCCAAAUAGCACAAUCAGAUUGAUUUUAUUCUGCUUUUAGUUUUUGAAUAGAAAAGAUAUUUUUAAGUUUUUUUUAAGAUAUAGAACAUUUGCAUCACUUUCAAUAAUCCUUUAGUUUCAAUCUGUAUGCUAGUGUUUUUAUAGAUAAGAAUAUAUGUAUUUUUUCAAAAUCUGUGAUUGCAGUUUAAAUCACAUGGCAAAUAUGGAAUGGGAUUAACCAAAUUAUUUUAAAGUGACUAUUUUUUAAUCUUUAUUUGGAAUUUUAUUCAUAUCUAUCUAAAUUAUUAGGAGUGUGUUUAUUAAAUAAUUUUUUUACAACUUCUAAGGAUAGUCUUGAGGUUUUAUUUUGAAAUGCUUCACUAAAGUUAGUUUAAUAUGUAGCUUUUGGCUGAGAAAAAGAGAACUUCCAAGAAAUUAUGGCAGACUUAGGUCUCAAAGCCAUUAUUUUCAUUCACAUUAUUUUUCAGAGGCCAUGUAAUUCUGGAUAAGAGAGUGGAAGAAGUACUCAGUGCUUAAUUAUUUUUUUUUCUUUAAUUCUAUGUUUUUAUUGUGACUUGAGACUUAGUUUAGAAUAGUACAGAAGUACACAAAGUUUAUCCUGAUAAGGAUAAGACUUAAGCAAAACCACAGUAAAAAACUUUGAAGGUGUACACAUUUUAUAAUAGCUAGUUUGGUGUACUACUUGUUUGUGUUCAAGGGUGUGUGUGUGUGUGUGUAUCUAAAGGAAACAAAAUGGGAGAAAUAAUUUUUUAAAAAAAUUUACUUUGUCCUAUUGUUAUUCAAAGGUUGAAUUGAGCCCACCACAGGGGUUUUAUCUAGUUUGAAUUGUGUCUGUCUCAAAACUCGAAAUUCUGUUUCUAUUAGGGUAAAAGAAUCUUCCCCUUGAGUGAAGAAAACAUCUAUUUUUCAGUUGGUCCCUAGGAUUUAGUCAACUCCAGCUGACUAUUUAAAAUGUACUGAGGAGUAGCAAGAGUGCUGGAAGCUGCCAGACCGGCAGAGCUUUCAGUGGUCACAUGCUGUGUCUCAGAGCUGUAAUUCUUACCAAAAUAGCACCUCUUUUAUGUGUUGAUAAGGGGUAGGUUUGAUUGUUUAUUUUUACAGUCUCUCGAGAGCAUAAAGAAUUACUUAGAAACAUCCCUUUUAAUAAUUCAAUUUCAAUAAAUUCUUAAAUAUAUACAGAAUUUUUCAUUUGCUCUAAUUAUGCUGAAACCAUACAAUGUUUGAGGAACUGAAGAAUGGGAUGGUCACUUAGGAUAAAAAGAGAAAACCCUGCCUGAGGCACUCGGGCUUGCUGGAAGGUGCAGAGGUCGGCCACACUGCAUGCUCCUUUGACCGCUGGCAGAUGGAAGCAGGCAUCUGGUCUGGGGAUGCCGCCUCGAUGCAACUGCCCUUGACUGUAAACCUGUGACUGCAGCUGUUUGUGUCGCAAGGACUGUGUUAAGCGGUGUCUCUCAACCAGAGUUGUGCUUUCAUUUUCACAUCCUCAAACAACAGCAGCCUCACUUUUCUCCAUUCGUUUCCAGUGGUAGGUAUCCUCCCUUUCUUCAUGACUAAAGCCCCAAACAAACCAAAGUCGGUCAGGCAUGUUCUAGGGCAGUAAUAAAGGCAGCUUAUUAAUGAGACAUAAAUCAAAACUUUUUGGUAAUUUGAGACUCAGAAUGUCCUUUUUCCCUCUUAAUAAAGACGUUCUCAAGUUCCCAAGCCACUGGCAUAACCAGCAGGGCACCUGACUGUGGCUGUUUACAUUAUUUGUUUACUUCCAAGGCCAGGGAGUCCAGGGCAAGAGGAGGACUGGAGGCAGGGAAGUGGGUGGGACCUUCCGGACCUGGCCACAGGGUCAAGGUUUGAUAGGAGUCUAAAGAAAUCAGUCUGUCUUGGACUCCUCUCAUUUGUGAUGUUCAUCCCCGUGCCCUCAAUCUGCCUGUGCCACACGCACUCCCUUACCCCACUCCUGUCAGAAGUCAGCUGUUGGUAUAUGAACUCUGCUUCUCGGAGGUGAUUACUACAGUCAUGGGGUGGAGAGGACUAGCUACAUUAUGUGGCUAAUCUUCUGGUGCUGUAGUCUUCGGGCCUCUUAAACAACUCGGGCAAUAAUUUUUGUUUAUUCAAACUUUCUUGUACUCCAGUUUUCAUAGUGAUGGGCAUAUGCAUCCUUUCUUCAGAUUGUGAAUAAAGUGAUUUAUAGGGCUGCCAACUAACAAAAGUAUUUUCUUUGUAGCUGCAUACUUGAGAAAUACAAAUCGGUGUUCGCUAUGACUUUGUUAGCAAAGGUGGUUCUUUUACUAGUGUGGAAGCCAGAGGAACAAUCCUGGUGGUGAUAGUAACUUUUGCAAACAUUGUUGAGGUUUCCAUUAUACUGUUGGCUUCUCUCCGAGCAGUGAAGUUAGGCCAGAAGUAGAGCCUCUCAGGAGCAUCAUCAUCACCUCGUAAAUGUAAACAAGCCAGGCCUAGACACUGUUCCUCAGCAGCCUCAGUCUUGGUGCCAGGGCUGCCAUGCCUUGCUGUGGGGCGCGGCCACCUGUCAGCGAGAAGUGCUGGCCCAGACCGCAAACACUGAGCACUGCCAGCAGGCCUGUUACUUCUCCUGAUACCAUUGCAGGAAGUGCGUUUGGUUUCUGUCCUAGAAUUCUGGCAAAGCAGAAGAGUAAUCCUCUCAUCUUCAUGUUUUUGCAUUUGAGUUUGAUAUAUUGCUGUAAAAGACUUUGGGGGGGUGAUAUUAGAUGUGGUAACUGUAAUUUUAUUGAAGCAACUGCAUUGAAAUUCAUUUGGACAUUCUCUCCAUUAUCAGAUUCUAUUCCAAACAAGUGUUCUGUAAAUCCAAAUGGAUUACCAGUGUGCUAUAGACUUAUGGAACAGCAUUCUGUAUUUGGUGUGCAUUGAAAAUAGUUUGCAUAAGUUAGUCUUGGUUACCAUUUAAAAUAUUUUUAAAUGUUCCUUACAUAAAAAGUUAUGUUGUAUUUUUAAACUUUUAGGGGGCUUUAUCUAUUUUUCUAAGUCAGUUAACUGUACUUUUUGAAAAAGUAUUUUGUAUCUACUUUUGUAACUUCAUCAAAAUAAAAUAUAU